AUGAACAUCUUUCGCGGUAUUCAACACUACUUCUCCAGCGGCGGCGGGGAUCUCAAGCAGCUGCUGGACACACGCGUCUACGUGUGGAACAUCCCGGCCGGUAGCACGACGCUGACAGAUCGGAAUCUGCGCGUAGGUCGCUCGACGACGCGCUCCAUCGAGUCCACCUGCAGCUACCUCGACAAUGCGGAGACGAAUCGCUACAUUAUCUUCAACUUCUCUCCGCUCAUGAUGGAGCUGGUGGAGGGGUGCCGUUGCGGGCAGGUGCUAGACUUCUCGAAGCAGUCCGUGGAAAACUACGGCCUGCUCAUGGAGGUGUGCUUCACAAUUCGCAAGUGGGUGUACGCUGGCGACACAGGCGGCAGGUCACCCGUGGCGCCGUCCGCGCCGUCGCCGAUCGGUGGUGCAGCGUCGUCAAGCCGGCACAAGCACACGCACUGUGCUGUCCUGGCCUUCCUCGAGGAGUCGCCAGCAGUGGCGCAUCCCAAUUACGCGGCGAUGAUUGGGGCGUGCUACCUCAUCUUCUCCGGCUUCCCCACGUACACAGGUAGCGGUACGUUCGACUUUGUGGAGAGAGAGCUCGGCAUCCCCCGCAGCGUCUACCAUGCGCCAUCACAGGAGAGCUACAUCAACUACUUCCAGCUGCUCUUCGAGAUCCCGGUGCUGCCCAACCCAAAGCGGCUCACCCUGACACGCGUCUCGCUGCACAACUUGAGCUCCCUAUCAAAGAACAAGCUUGGCCUGCAGCUGGACAGCGCAGACGGCAAGGCACCGCGGCUCUUCAGCGACCCGAAAGCCUGGCGUCGGGGCGACCCCUCCACGCUAGAGAUGUACCUGGACCUGAACGAGAGCGUGCUCGGCGACUUUGUCCUCAACGUGUUCCUGUACGAUGUACAGCCGAUCCACAACGACAGCGGCGGCGUGAUGGCGGGGUCCUCCCCCUCCGUAGGUGGCAGCGGCCUCGUCGGUGGCAUCCUGCCGCCGUCAAUGGACGGUUUUCAGGCUCUGUCAGCGGCGUCAAACGAGAAGGCCCUCGUUGGCUUAGGAAGUGCCGCAUCGCCGCCGACAACACGGUUUAUCACGGGUACCUCGAAGGAGAAGAAGCUCGUGCAGAAGGGGCGGCUGCUGCGCCUUGCCUUCAGCACCAUCUUCAUCCACCAGGCGACGCAUCGGGUACGCGUACGGGACAUGGACUACGCGGCUGCGAACUCAUUGCCAGACGACUUCUAUGCACAGCUGCACUUCAGCGAGUGCGCUCCAGCUGACGCGGACGAGGACUACGUGAGGCAGAUUACCCAACGCGUAGAGCAGUCGCCGCAGCGCCAGAUCAUGCUCUCCCGGCCCGACCCCCGCGACCUCCUCGCAUCCGCUGGCGCCGGUGGCGGCUACCGAUCCUCUAGCCGGUACGCCGCUGUUGAGGAGGAGUGCCGAGGAGGCGUGUACUACCGCAGCAACGGGACCAGGUAUGACGGCGGUGCGAGCACGGACCCGCGCGUCCGCCAAGAGCGGUCGCUGCCGCUGACCGGAGCCACCAUGCUGUACCUCCCCACCCCCUUGCACAUGGAGAGCGAAGAUGAGCGGUUCUUUGACGAUGAGGACGACGUCGCGGAGUCUGAGCCGACGCUGGUCCGGGUGGAGCCGCGACCAGGCCCCGCCGCUCGGCCUCGCCAGCCCACACCAGAGCGCAUGUACGGCGGCGGGUAUCCGGUUACAUCUACCCCGGCUGCGGUCGUGCAGGAAGCAUCGCCGGUACCUUCCUCAUAUGCGGCAGCGCCACCACCACACCCGCCGUUGUCGCUUCCGCCUCCACCGCCACCACCGGUGAAAGGCAUUCCGUUGAAGCAUCUGGACCCCUCCAUCAUCACCCCAGGAAACUCGCCACCACCGCGCGCGCCACCGCCGCCGGGGGGGUUGCCCCCACCACCGCCACCGCCAGGCAAACUGCUGCCCCCACCGGCUCCACCCUCCAAACUCCCCCCUCCGAGGCCGCCGCCGGCGCCCCCCGCUGGUCUCCCUCCCACCGCGGCUUCGACAGGGGUGCCGCCACCACCGCCGCCACUGCCAGGACCACUGAACAGCAAUACACCGCCACUCCCGCCUCCGCCGCCCGGCCUCCCGGGCAUUGCAGCGGCUGCUGCGAAGCCGAAGCCACAGUACACCGGGCCGCGGCUCAAGACGUUCUUCUGGAAGAAGAUUCUCAAGCCGAGCGGCAUCUGGGCAGCGUCGGACACCGACGACGUGCGCCGCGCUGUGAUCGACGAGUCCUUCAUGCUCAAACUCUUCAAGUUGAAGGCCGUCGCGCAGCCGAGCGCUGCCGAGGGAGCGGCGGAGAAGUCGGAGCAGGAGCGGCGCAGCCAGCUGCGCAGCAACGUGUUUACGGGCCAACGGUUGCAGAACAUGGGCAUCGCCCUCAAGCGCGUACAGGUACCGGUAGAAGUUUUGUGUAAAGCCCUCAUCACGUGCGACAGCGCCGUUCUGCCGCCAGAGCGACGGGAGAUGCUGACGGCGGCGCUGCCCACCACCGAGGACGUGACGGCGCUCACGGCUGAGAAGCAGGCGGGACGGUCAGUUUGGACGGAGGUGGAGACGUACCUCUACACAGCCGCGACGACUGUGAAGGAUGUGCGAGAGCGGCUGCAGCUCUGGACAGCUGCCGAGGAGCUCGAGGACACCGUCCAGUCCAUCUCGAGCCUGCUAAGCUCCGUCGACGCGGCCGUGUGCGCCAUCACGCAUCGCAACGGCCGCUUUGCCCGCAUGAUGCGCAUAAUCCUGGCAUUUGGAAACCACCUGAACCGCGGCACCCCACACGCCGACGCUGAGGGGUUCCGCCUGGAGAGCCUCAACCAGCUCAACUUCGUGAAGAGCUCAGACGGGAAGACGACAGUGCUGAUGGCGCUUGUCGUGUCCCUCAUGGACAGCGGACGGGGUAGGAGCGAGCGAGGAGGAGGCACCACAAGCGCGCCCGGCGCCGACAAUGAUGAUGAUGACGUUCGCAACGCUCUGCGCUUUGUGGAGGAUGUCAGCUGUGUUCGCGCCGUGGCGAACAGCCCGCUGCAGGACAUGGGGCAACAGGUGUCGCAGCUGAACUUCACGCUGCAGCGCAUGCGGCGCGUCGUCGAGGAGGCGAAGGACACGAAAGCCUGGUAUGACAAGCGACUCCCAUCCGUGAAGGCGGAGGAGGUGCCGGAUGCCUUGCCGGGGCUGCUCAGAGAAGCCGUGGACCGCUACUUGGCCACGGUGGGGCAGAUCGCCCUGCGAUACCAGCAGCUGCGCGAUGACGUGUCGGCCAUGAUGGCCACCUACGGUGAGGACCCCAACGCCGACGAGACCGUCAUUUGGGGCUACGUGCUGCAGUUCAGCAAGGACGUGCAGCGGUGUGUAGACACAGUGGCAGCAGUCCACCUGACGAAGCGACGACUCAUGGGUAUGCCGGAAGCGACGGAGCAGACGCAAAGCGGGGCCAGAGAAGCCGCCGCUGCGCCACCAUGCCCCAGCGGCGGCGUACAAUCAUCAGGGCCGCAAGACGGGGUGAGGCAAACGCGGCUGCCGAAGCUCGUCGAUGACGAUGACAGCGAUGACUAG
Molecule: messenger RNA, 3582 nt
Organism: Leishmania major strain Friedlin
Lineage: Eukaryota; Euglenozoa; Kinetoplastea; Trypanosomatida; Trypanosomatidae
Product: putative formin
Exons: 1
Coding region: 1-3582 (1193 amino acids)
Source: RefSeq, a predicted model, not a curated record